AUGAUAGAUUUGGGUGAUAACCCAGAUCUCAGAGGUUGUCUGCAUUCCAUUGGGCAAAUGAAAUCACUAUAUGCAUUGGGUCUCUCAUCUUGCCAAUUCUCUGGAGAAAUUCCACCAUCCUUAUGGAACCUUACCCAACUUGUUUCUUUGGACCUCUCAUACAAUAAUUUUUCUGGUCAAAUCUCAUCAUCACUUUCCAAUCUUCAAAAUCUCAUUGCUCUUGAUUUUUCUUCAAAUAAUUUUAGUGGUCAAUUUCCAUAUUCAAUUUCAGAUCUUAGACAUCUUGAAGAUCUAGAUUUGUCAAACAAUGGCUUCCAUGGAAAAAUUCCUUCUUCACUUUUUACUCUACCAUCUUUAAGUUAUUUGAUUUUAUCUUCUAACCAAUUCACUGGUCAUAUUGGUGAAAUAUCUGCUUAUUCACUUGAACAGCUUGAUGUGUCUAACAACAAGUUGCAUGGCCCAAUUCCAAGGUCAAUUUUCCAUCUUCAAAACCUUGAACUCCUGAACUUUUCGCACAAUUGUUUUACAGAAAAUGUGUUGUGGCACCACUUCUCGUGGAAAUACAUGUGUUUUCUUGACUUAAGUUCCAAUUCCCUUCAAGGAGAGCUCCUUCUAUCUAUUUGCAAUGCUAGCAUGCUUGAGAUUCUUAACUUGUCCCACAAUAACUUCACCGGCACCAUUCCACACUGUCUUGUCAGCUCUAACCGUGUUCUUUCUGUGGUGGAUUUACAAAAUAAUAGUUUCUCUAGCAUUGUACCUGAAUCAUUUGACGUGUGGAACAAUUUAAGAACCCUAAAUCUAAAUGGCAACUUUCUAGAAGGGUCAUUGCCUCGAUCUUUGGUCAAUUGCACAAGGCUAAGAGUCUUGGAUCUUGGCAACAACAACAUAGAAGACGUAUUUCCCCAUUGGCUAGACACUCUUGAAGAACUGCAAGUACUUGUUCUUAGAGGGAAUAAAUUGCACAGUUUUAUCCCCAGUAGAAACCAUGCCUUCGCUAUGUUAAGAGUACUUGAUGUGUCCAGCAACAAUUUGAAAGGUCCUUUACUUGCAUCAUUCUUCAAAUCUUUCGAAGCUAUGAGAAGAUUAGAUGGAAAAACUGGCUUGCAAUACUUGAAUUAUAAUAACUCCGGUGAUGGCUUUUAUGAGGACUCCAUUGGGUUGACCUUGAAAGGAUCUGAAAUUCAACUACAAAAGAUAUUGACUGUUUUCACAAGCAUUGAUUUAUCCAAUAACAUGUGUGAGGGAGAAAUUCCUCAAAUUAUUGGAGAGUUCCAUGCCUUGAAGGGGCUCAAUUUCUCACAUAAUGGGCUCACCGGUGCAAUUCCUAUCUCAAUAGGAAAUUUGAGGUAUUUGGAAUGGUUGGAUUUGUCGUCAAACAACUUUACUGGGAGGAUUCCUACUGAGUUGACUAAUCUCAAUUUUCUUGCUGUAUUGAGCCUUUCAAAGAAUCAACUUGAAGGUUGCAUUCCUAGGGGCCAACAAUUUGAGACUUUCUCAAGUGAUUCUUUUAAAGGAAACAAAGACUUGCGUGGUUUUCAACUCAUGAUUCCAUGCAACGCCUAA
Molecule: messenger RNA, 1563 nt
Organism: Neltuma alba
Lineage: Eukaryota; Viridiplantae; Streptophyta; Magnoliopsida; Fabales; Fabaceae
Product: receptor-like protein 9DC3
Exons: 1
Coding region: 1-1563 (520 amino acids)
Molecular function (GO): protein binding
Source: RefSeq, a predicted model, not a curated record